Molecule: messenger RNA, 4396 nt
Organism: Ochotona princeps (American pika)
Lineage: Eukaryota; Metazoa; Chordata; Mammalia; Lagomorpha; Ochotonidae
Gene: KAT2B
Product: lysine acetyltransferase 2B
Exons: 18
Coding region: 85-2565 (826 amino acids)
Biological process (GO): chromatin remodeling; positive regulation of transcription by RNA polymerase II
Cellular component (GO): nucleus; histone acetyltransferase complex
Molecular function (GO): protein binding; histone H3 acetyltransferase activity
Source: RefSeq, a predicted model, not a curated record
CCGACGACCGGAGAGCCCGAGAGAGGGAGACCCUGGCGGCGGCGCCCGCCCCUCUGUGCGCCUCCUGCGGUGCUCGGGGGCGGCAUGUCCGAGGCCGGCGGGGCCGGGCCGGGCGGCUGCGGGCCGGGGAACGGGCCCGGGACGCUGCCCCCGCAGCCGGCCGCGCCGCCGCCCGCGCCCCCGCAGGGCUGCUCCUCGGGGGCCGCGGGCUCGGGCGCCUGCGGUCCGGCGACGGCUGUGGCUGCGGCGGGCACGGCCGAAGGACCGGGAGGCGGCGGCUCGGCCCGGAUCGCCGUCAAGAAGGCGCAGCUGCGCUCCGCUCCGCGGGCCAAGAAACUGGAGAAACUCGGAGUGUACUCCGCCUGCAAGGCUGAGGAGUCCUGUAAAUGUAAUGGCUGGAAAAACCCCAACCCCUCCCCCACCCCUCCGAGAGCCGACCUGCAGCACAUCAUUGUGAGUCUGACAGAGUCCUGUCGGAGUUGUAGCCAUGCCCUAGCCGCUCAUGUUUCCCACCUGGAGAAUGUGUCAGAAGAAGAAAUGAACAGACUCCUGGGGAUAGUGUUGGAUGUGGAAUAUCUCUUUACCUGUGUCCACAAGGAGGAAGAUGCAGAUACAAAGCAAGUUUAUUUCUACUUAUUUAAGCUCUUGAGAAAAUCUAUUUUACAAAGAGGAAAACCUGUAGUUGAAGGCUCUUUGGAGAAGAAACCCCCGUUUGAAAAGCCUAGUAUUGAGCAGGGCGUGAAUAACUUUGUACAGUACAAGUUUAGUCACCUGCCAUCUAAAGAAAGGCAAACUAUAGUGGAGCUGGCAAAAAUGUUCCUAAACCGCAUCAACUAUUGGCAUCUGGAGGCACCAUCUCAACGCAGACUGCGCUCUCCCAAUGACGAUAUUUCUGGAUACAAAGAGAACUAUACAAGGUGGCUGUGUUACUGCAAUGUGCCACAGUUCUGUGACAGUCUACCUCGGUAUGAAACCACGCAGGUGUUUGGGAGGACGUUGCUGCGCUCAGUCUUCACCGUGAUGAGGAGACAACUCCUGGAACAAGCAAGACAGGAAAAAGACAAACUGCCUCUUGAAAAACGAACCCUGAUCCUCACCCAUUUCCCAAAAUUUCUGUCCAUGUUAGAAGAAGAAGUUUAUAGUCAAAACUCUCCUAUCUGGGAUCAGGAUUUUCUCUCAGCGUCUUCCAGAAUCAACCAACUAGGAAUCCAAACAGUUAUCAGUCCGCCUCCUGUGGCCAGGACAGUUUCCUACAAUUCAAACUCACCUUCCCUUGAGCAGCCUAAUGGAGGGAAUGGCAGUCCUGCCUGCAAAGCUGCUUCUGGGCUAGAGGCAAACCCAGGAGAAAAGAGGAAAAUGAAUGAUUCUCAUGUCUUGGAGGAAGCCAAGAAACAUCGAGUCAUGGGGGAUAUUCCAAUGGAAUUAAUCCAUGAGGUGAUGUCCACCAUUACGGACCCCACAGCGAUGCUCGGACCGGAGACCAAUUUUCUGUCAGCCCAUUCAGCCCGGGAUGAGGCAGCCAGGCUUGAAGAGCGCAGGGGUGUCAUUGAGUUUCACGUGGUUGGCAAUUCCCUGAACCAGAAACCCAACAAGAGGAUCCUGAUGUGGCUGGUCGGCCUGCAGAACGUGUUCUCCCACCAGCUUCCGCGCAUGCCCAAGGAGUAUAUCACGCGGCUGGUCUUUGACCCGAAACACAAAACCCUCGCUUUAAUUAAAGAUGGCCGCGUCAUUGGUGGCAUCUGCUUCCGCAUGUUCCCGUCGCAGGGCUUCACGGAGAUUGUGUUCUGUGCUGUGACCUCCAAUGAGCAGGUCAAGGGCUAUGGAACUCAUCUGAUGAAUCAUUUGAAAGAAUAUCAUAUAAAACAUGACAUCCUGAACUUCCUCACGUAUGCAGAUGAAUAUGCCAUUGGGUACUUUAAGAAGCAGGGUUUCUCCAAGGAAAUUAAAAUACCUAAAUCCAAAUAUGUUGGCUACAUUAAGGAUUAUGAAGGAGCCACUUUAAUGGGGUGCGAGCUGAAUCCUCAGAUCCCAUAUACAGAAUUUUCUGUCAUCAUUAAAAAGCAGAAAGAGAUAAUUAAAAAGCUGAUAGAAAGAAAGCAGGCCCAGAUUCGGAAAGUUUACCCUGGACUUUCAUGUUUUAAAGAUGGAGUUCGGCAAAUUCCUAUAGAAAGCAUUCCUGGAAUUAGAGAGACGGGCUGGAAGCCGAGUGGAAAGGAGAAAAGUAAGGAGCCCAAAGACCCCGACCAGCUUUAUAGCACGCUGAAGAGCAUCCUUCAGCAGGUCAAGAGUCAUCAGAGCGCUUGGCCUUUCAUGGAACCUGUGAAGAGAACAGACGCUCCGGGAUAUUAUGAAGUUAUAAGGUUUCCCAUGGAUCUGAAAACCAUGAGUGAACGCCUCAAGAAUAGGUACUACGUGUCUAAGAAAUUAUUCAUGGCGGACUUACAGCGAGUCUUCACCAAUUGCAAGGAGUACAACCCCCCUGAGAGCGAAUACUACAAGUGUGCCAAUAUCCUGGAGAAAUUCUUCUUCAGUAAAAUUAAGGAAGCUGGAUUAAUAGACAAGUGAUAUUUUCCCCCUCUGCUUCUUAGAACCCAAGCAGUGUGCCUAGUGCAAGGGUAUUUAGUUUUACAAAGAAUUGGGCAAAAUGUAUUGAAAAGACUUGUAAAUGUGAUAAUUAGCACUUUUGUAAAACAAACAAAAAAAAACCUCCUUUUAGCUGUUCAGAUAUAUAUUUAAAUUGACAUAGAACAUUUUUAUUUUAUGGAAUAGAUUUUAAUCUAUUUACUACUAUUAAUGUAAAUUUUCUAUGGCAUGUUCACUAGACAACUCUUACAAGAUCAGGGGUUUCCUCAAAACAUGUAUGUGAGGAACUUGCACAUUGUUUGAAGACUGGGGGAGUCGAGAUUUUCAGACCAUGAAUGUUUCCAUUUUUUUCUAAUGGAAUGGGAGAGUCUAUUUUUAUUUUAUUGUGAAGGACUUUAAAGGAAGGGAUACAUAAUUUAAAAAAAAAAAACCUGUAAAAGGUGAAAUGCAUUUGAAGUCUAACUGUAGACUUAUAUAUAUAUAUUUUAAAAACACUCAUUUAAAUGAGGUGCUCUGAGCAGUUCUGAAAAAUGCAGCUCCACAGAAGCAACUAACUGCUUGUAUUCCUGAAGAAAUUCUAAAUAAUGCAAAAUUUUUGUAAGUAUCUGGAUUUUUGAUAAUUCUGUCUACCUACAGCAAGCUUGUGAAUUCAUAACCACUAUUUUAAUAAUUAUUUUCUCUACACAAAUGUUUAAUAUAGUAUUUGACUGUUCUUAUGCAGGCCAUAAGUUCCACAAGAUAAUUUCCCAGGCCACCAAGGCGUAAAUUUGAAAACACUUGAGAUUUAUUCCACAUAUUUUAAUAGGGAAAGAUGUAAUGUUUACACAUGUUAAUAUGAUGAAUCCUUUUCUAAUAAAUAAGGAUUUAUUUCUUUAAUGUGCACAAGUCCAUCGCUAAAAUAUCUAUGAACUUUCAUUUUCAUCUCCCAAUUUUGUUUAUCGUCAGAGGUGAAUUUCUACCAAGACUUUCUUACAAAACUUUAAUACGUACAUUGCUAAAUAGAUCUAAUGUGACAUGACUAAAAUCUAUUUACAACCUGUUAUUAACCUGUCUUUGGCUUAUUUCCUAAUGACACUACAAAGAAAAGUGGGAAUUCUGCCAUUCCAAGUCUGGGAAAAUCAACUAUUACCCAACUAUAGACAUGCCGGCCAUCUUGAUGGUCUUGACACUAAUUUUUAUGAUGCAAAUUUAUAAACUGAUUUUUUUUAAAGACAGACUUUUAAAAAUGCAUCUGUCUGGAUGUUUUCUAUCAGCAUAAAGAAAUAAAAAUGACAAAUAAUCAUCACUUAAAGUAAUCACCAUUAACAAUCUGUGUCAAGGGGAAAAAAACCCUCUACAAAUGGCUGUGAAGUUGAAGUGUUGUUUUUGAUACAAACAAAAUAUUCAGAAUGCUCACAAGGAAAAAUGCCUCACUUUUUAUGAGUAUAAGCAACUGUCUUCAGCAGUGUCUAGAUUCUAUGAAGAAUGAUGACACAGUUUGGAUUAAGUUAUUGUGGACUGGUUUUUAACCGUAUUUGGUUCCGGAUCUGCCGAAGCACCUGUCCAGCUUGGUAUCCUGUGAAAGUUUGUUAUUUUCUCAGUAGACAUUCUUAAAGAAUAUUGUCUUUAAAAUGAGAUUGUCUCUUCUAUAUUGAAAGCAUUUUUAUGUUUUCUAAUUUAAAAAUUAAUAUUUUCUUAUAGAUAUUGUGCAAUAAAGCUGAAGUAGAAUGUGGUUUUGCAAAUGCUUUAACAGCUGAUAAAAUUUUACAUUUGUAAAAUUAAUAUAUUGUACUGGUACAAAAUAGUUUUAAAUUAUAUUUUAAAAAGCUCCCAA